This is a messenger RNA of Echinococcus granulosus, 6588 nucleotides long. RefSeq lists its product as hypothetical. The record is from RefSeq and is a predicted model, not a curated record. The transcript is spliced from 17 exons. Gene Ontology annotation, molecular function: DNA binding; chromatin binding. The coding region runs from base 1 to 6588 and encodes 2195 amino acids. Lineage: Eukaryota; Metazoa; Platyhelminthes; Cestoda; Cyclophyllidea; Taeniidae.
AUGCGACCCAAAAAGAGUAAAAGGCGAGGUAGCAGUGGUGGCAGUCUUGCCAAAUCACCUCCACCGACACCCGUCAAAGGUGUUGGUCGUCGUGGCAGACCUCCUUCUAAAUCACCUACGGCUGCACCUCUUCCCACUCCUUCCCUUCCCUCGCGGGAAAAUCACAACCACUCCCUAUCACCAGAUCACUCUCGAACAUCGAGCAGCGACCAGGACGUAUACCAGGGUCAUCCUACUCCUGCUUUUAUUUCCAAGCCUGUUCAACCCCUUGAUACCGCUGGAGCACCUACUAACUCAACCUCUCACCCUGCUUACAUCUCUCCAAACGAUACCAUUGAUCGACCAAGGAAGCUAGCCAAACGAGAGCGUAAGGCAUUGAUCAAAUCGAGUCGUCGAACUCGCGCUGUUAUUGAUGAAUCCUUUGUCGCGAAUAUGAAUGAACUUUCGGACAUCUUCCAAUCCAAUUGUGGCGUCGGCCCCUGCGAACUCCAUCCCAUUCCCAUGGCAACCGACCCAUCAAAACCCCCACCACUACUGCCAUCUGUGUCACCUCCUCGCGGUGGUAAGGGUCGUGGCGGUGGUCGCCAUGGAAAGCCAUCUUCGUUUUUUUCGGCUCCAAGGCCUGCAGUUGCAUCGCUAACGCCGCUCUGUCUCCCUUUUGGCGGCUUACCCAACCGAUUAAAAUCCCCCACCACGCCAUUAAAACAGCUCACUCCACGAUGUGUCCGGCGUUUUCUCAAAGCUGUGAAUGGCAUCCUGGAGCCGUCAACUACGGUAACAAGACUGUUUCAACCGCUGGAUGUUCCAUCUUCCAUUAUUUUUCCACCUCCUCCCGUUUCUGUUCCUCCUACCAGUGCUCCUAUCCCCAAUGAACCGAACGGCUUCUGUGGUAAUAAUGAGAGUAUCAACAAUCAUGUUGCUAUCUCCUCUCCAUGCAAACGUGGUCGAGGAAGACCACCGAAAUCAUCAAUCCCGGUGGCAGAUCCAACAGUGACAAAAUCCCCGAUUUUGUUGGAUCUUACCACCAACACAACGGAUGUUUUGACCGCGCAACCCGUUGUGCCCGUGAAAACGCCAUUGAAAUCGCGCCGGAAUUUGGCUGGAACGCCGAGAGAGCUAAGGGCCCUUCUCACCUGGGAUACCAUGAUGAAAGCUAGUCAGGAAUCUGGAGGUCCCUCGGGUCCUGGAGGCGAUUUCACAUCAAUGACUUCAUCAGCUGCGGACCCGACUUCCCCAUUGUCGCUCCAAAUUGUCUCUAGUGGAACCGGUGAUGAGACCUCCGACCAAAGAACAACUCGUGGCCGAAGUCGACGCCUCUCCACGGGGCCGGCCAGCUCUGGAUCCUUCACUGAAGCCGAGUCGGUUCACCAUCACCUAUCCCAGCAGAAUUCCGUGGCAAUGGGUUUAGAGGUCUCUGGUGUGGCAUCUUCGACACCAGGAUCAGAGCUAAUUGGAUCUAAUUUCAUUGAAGGUGGAGUAGCAGAGAAGAAUGAGCCUCAUCACCCAUUCAGCCUCUCUCCUAACCGAGGUGUUGGAGGCAAAAGUCGAAGCAGUGGGAAUCGUAAACGUCGAACCACCUCACCAUCACUCCCGCCACCAUUACCUUCAACGCCGCCUUCAGCCACCGACACCGCCGCCCUUGAGCAAGGGGCUUCUCAAGCAUCCCCCACUCUCGCUUCACCCCUUUUACCCCCUCGCAAGCGCUACAAGGUCGUUGGCAGUGGUGGAGAAAGUGGUGAAAUGACAUCUUCCACUGCUACCGCCUCCGCUUCUGCCAGUCACCACCUUCACAAUGACAAUACUGAAGACGAGGACAACGAUUUAGAAUUCGGCAUCCAGUACGUAGAUGAUAGUAAUGCCUCGGAAUCGGUUUCCCCUCACGGCGACCACCAUCAACAGAGAGAUGUGCCAAUCCCCACUAUUGCUGCAGUGACGACGACGGCGGCGGCUGCUGCUGCUUCUACGCCGAAUGGGAAACGAAGACCUAGAGGACGACCGAGUAAAAAGACGUACUCGCCGAAUGGGCGACCAAGACGAGAGGCCGCAGCCAUGGGUUUUGCUAGCAUGGUUGCAUCCUCAAUCAACGCCACGUCAAUGCUUUCAAUGGUUGAAGGGAAUGAAGUUGCCUCCUCCAAUCCAACCACUACCACCGUCACUGCAGAGGCGGCAGAUGUAAAGAAGGAGGAGGUUGCUCCUCCGUCCAAGCGUGGACGAAAACCUAAGAAGGCGGUAGUGCCGUCCUUGACUGGGGCAGCUCCCAAACCCCGUGGACGUCCUCCUAAACAUCCGCGUCCUUCUGUUGAAGAACCAAUUCUCGUGGACCUGGAGGAUAAGAAACCCAUAGCUAUAGCUCCGGACAUCUUUAUUGAACUCAAGCCGCCUUACAUGGUUAGUCCAGAAGCGCAGGAUGAAGUAGAGUGUGUAAAACCCAUGGAACGCCUGGAGGUUUCUAAGCAGCGAGAAUUGAAGAAGUCAAAGCGCGGCAGACGUCCAGCAUCGUCUGCUUCUUCGCCUCCCCCGGCCAAACGCAGGGAGAUGGAAGAGAAUGAGGAAAAUCGUUUGAUCUACGGCAGCCAUCAACUGCGUCUUUUCCUUCUCCGAAAUCAUUAUUCUCGACGGAAAGCGAAAGCCAAUUCUCCGGAAAGCAUCAACUUGGGUUUGACGAAAACUCAACAAUUUUUAGCUGCUGGACAGAUUGCGAAGCUACCGACCAGAACCGGAUUCUUCCCCUUCUCAUCUCUGGCCGACAAAAUUGUGGAAGAUGUGGGAAAUAAGGAAGGUGAAGAACACGAAGAAAAGAUGUGGGUUCAUCAGCUGUACUCGCGUCUGCUGGACACUUCGGAUCUUUGCGAUCCUUCCACGCGACUGACUUCUCCUCUCCUCUCCCUUCCCUGCCCUCUGCGCUGUCCCGAGUUCUAUCGAUUUAUCUGUGGUUCGGGGCUGUUGAACAACUUCGAGAGCGCCUUGGAAUGCGAAAACUCCAUCCAACCACGAAUCCUCGGAACGGUUUCUCCCGAUAUCGUUUCUCAAUCGGAGAUUAAGAUAGCUCCGUUCUACCCCAGUGGGUCGGGGUGGCCACCUUUGUGUCUGCGAGACAUUGUCCCACGUUUGGGCAUCGUAACGGGAGGCUUCCAACAGUUGGAUCUACUCCUUGAAUUUCUCUUCCGAACGUGGGAAGCCUAUGCUGGUAGACGAAGUUGGGUGGGAAAACAGUUGCAGCAGAUUCGAUCGUUGUACAAUCAACUUCGGACGGAGCACGUAGCGAACCAUCCAGAGAAGCAACUUCCUCUCCCCUCCGCUGGUCUAGCUUCCGGUUCUGCGAAGGGCUCGGGUCCAAUCAUAGCUGGCAGUGGGGUCGCCCGCAAGAAAGUCGAUCGACAAACUCUUGAACGCGGUGCCGAGGUGAUUAGCUGUCUCUGUGGUUUCCGUGUGGAGGGAGGACAUGUAAUGGUUCAGUGUAACGCUUGUGUCACUCGCCAACACCUGCCUUGCGUGUGGUGGGCCCUUUGUCUCGACAUGAACCCGCGUUUAGCCGCCCCAGCCACACCUCUGGGUGCCACAUGGCCAUCCACUGCAAGGCCUGCUGCCUCUCCCCUCCGUUUAACUCGUUGUCGAGCUGCUCUGGCUGGAGCUCUAGCCGCUGGAGGCCACAACAUUUCUUGGCUCCUCUCCCUUGCUGAUACGUCACCUGAUUCCUGCCCUGUCUACUACUGUCCAAACUGUCUAGAGCUGGACGGGCUGACGAAGGACUAUCCACGUACCCUAGCAGCUUCACUAGAGGUUCACAAUGUUGCGGCGGUGUUCUCAAAGACGGCAAAACGCCACGAGUACUGGAGCCUUGGAACGGAUGAAGAGCAAUUUCUCACUGAUGAAUUUGCCAUAAUUCAUCGGAGGGAUUACGAGGCUGCCACGACCGCCACGCCAAUGACGAAUUUGCUUGAGGAGUUUUCGUCCAGGCCGCCACUGAUGAAGGCCUCCGACGCAGUGGUUGUGAGGAUCUACCAGCUGUGGAAGGAUGCUAACGGAAGAAGCUGGAUGGAAGGCGGGGCUUUUCUACGACCCUACGAUCUUCCCUCCAGUCUAUCUUCCUCGCUCAACACCUGGCAUCCACGCGAGUUGAUCUACGAUGAGACAAGUCGUCUCGUCCUUCCCCUUUCCACCCUUCGUGGACGUUGCUGUGUCCUCUCCCCCACCACCUAUCGACUCGGCCGACCGGCUGACCUCCCAGCCGUUGUACUUCCACCAGAGGAGAUGGCCACUCCACCCACUGACCAUCAUCCACUCGUCUUCCUCUGUGAGCGUCUUGUCACCAAAAACGAGGAGGGUGAACUGAUUGUCAAAGACAUUGCUCCAGCCUACCUCAAGGUCAUCACUAAGCCUUACUACUUCUUGCGACACUCUGAAACCUCUUCGCUACGGGCCGCAAUUACGAGGACUUUCACAAUCCAGCACCUUCUUCACCUUGAUUCUGCAACCCGUCUCGGGGAGAUUAUUUCCUGCGGUGUUGAAUCUGGGCGACUUUUCGCCGACUCCGUCCAGCGUCGAUGGGUGGACGAGGCGGUUCCCGAGGCCGUUAAACAAGACACUUCUAGCGUCGCCACGCCUCCGCCUCCUCGUCAGUCAUCAACAAUGUCAUCCAAACGUCCUCGUGAAAGAAGUUUAAAUGCAGUCCUUCCUUUGCUAAAAUCACUUUCACCGGCCGGGCUUCCUUCAACAACGGCAGCAGUAACAACCGUCUUUCACCACGGAUCAAGGAAGCCCUCGAUUGUGAGGUCGUCCCUGCCGAGACCACCUACACCGGGGUUGUCAUCGCCCAAGAAACGCGUGCGAUCGACAGGAGCAAUAAUUUCAGCACCAGCGAUCAAGCAUCUGAGUUUUACGGAACUUCAGCAACAAAUUGCUCUUGGAGAUGAAUCUUUGACCAAGGACACUGUUCCUGUGACCCCCAAGAGACGUGGAAGGAAACCCAAGGUCUUGGCGUCGUCACUAACCCAUGCACCGGCCCCAAUUGAACAACUGCGGGUAGAUGUAGAUACGGAAAUUAAGGAAGAGGGGGAGAAGGAGGGCGAAGAGGAGGAUACUAGAGAAGGCUGUUUGUUGGAGCCCUCCAUAUCUCCAAAACUCGCCGAGGUGACAUCAGUGAUGGACUCCUCCUUCUCGUGUGAAUCCAUCACCGUGACGGGUAUGUUGCAACAGAUCGCGCCCGUGGCCUGUGGCGAAGUGAUGCCAGGAGUGGAAGAAGUGGAGGUGGAGCAGUUGCGCGAAUCGGUUUCGCCUCUCCCUCCCGAUACCGCAUUCCCGCCCAAGGGGAUUGGCGCUCUCCUCCGGGAAUGCUGCCUCCAGCAGGAGCCAAUUGUGGAGGCUGUGGCAAAUCUAGUUAUUUCCACACUCGCCUCUUUGUUGUCACAAACUUCGUCCACGUAUUCUUGCUACGAUCAGGUGGCCGUGGGCAGGAAAAUCAAGGAGGAUCUGUGUGUAUACGACAACAUGGCAGUUGUCUUUUUUGGAGGCGAAAGGAGGAGUUGUGAAACAAGCUUGACAGGCUCGUGGAUCAAUUUUUAUGCUCGAGUUGAAUCGUCAACUCGUCGUCUCACCCCCCCCCCCCUCUCCACUUUUCUGUUGGCUGAAGUUCUGAAUUCAAACGGAAAAUGGAGGGACCUGGCUGUUGGCACUCCUACCGGUAGUUACACCUACUCCCUCGUGGUGGCAGCACCCAUGAACUCUCACCUCACCUUGCACUCUCAAAUGGGGCGCUCUAUUGACGAGGAGUGGAAUUCCACCCUCCCUGACGUGACGCCAACAUUCGAUGUAUUGCAGGGCUGCGUGGUUGAAUGCGCCGACCGAGUGGUUCGAAAGUGCCUUGAGGCUGUAAUCGUGGAGGUGACCUGCGGUGCAAAUCGCAGUGAUUUGCUGCGUACCUCACCUCCACCGUGUCUUAUAGCGCCUCCACGCCGUGUUCCACGCGUCCUCUUCGAGGAAUACGAAAGCUGGGAAGAGGGUUCCGUUUUGGACCUGCCAGAUGUUGAAUACCUUAAUUCCACCGGAAUCUUCUCCAUCGUCUCAAAGGGCAAUGAGGAGGAGGAGAAGGAGGCGGCUUCCUCGCUUCUCCGGCUCUCUCCACCCAUUGUUCUGGAGGCCUCAGACCUCACCACUGUUAGACGACCUACAAUCGACCGUGACGACGAGGUCGUGAAUGAGACGGAGGGACAGGAAGUAGAGGAGGAGGAUGAAGAAGAAGAAGAACCCUACCAACCAAUCAGUAGCGCCUCUGAGUCGAAUUCUGACACCUCCAACGACAACCCUGUCGGUUCAACAGCCCCAACUGUGCUGGCGACAGUACCUUCUGUCCCUGUGGUGGUUACGGUGGAGGCGGACGCUACUUCAAGGGAGCGUCAUCAUUCCAACACCUCGACAACUGCUGCUGCUGCUAGUGCUGUUGUUUCCGUUCCCACCAUCACCAGGGCUAUAUCUUCUUCUUCCGGAUCAAGUUCGCGUCGACGAAAAGGUAGCAGCCCGAAAAAACGGGUCUUCGACGAUCCCGAGAGGAUCUUGGAUUUGUCUGCCAAGUCGAGCGCUGUGGAUGAAUGA